Molecule: messenger RNA, 681 nt
Organism: Colletotrichum karsti
Lineage: Eukaryota; Fungi; Ascomycota; Sordariomycetes; Glomerellales; Glomerellaceae
Product: bacterial transferase hexapeptide
Exons: 3
Coding region: 1-681 (226 amino acids)
Source: RefSeq, a predicted model, not a curated record
AUGUCUGAGCCUCUUGCAGACCCUCACAGCUUUCACGACGGCGUGUCCUAUCCGACCACCCAAGGCGACUUCACCAAGGCAUUGGAUCGCUGUGCGAAAGCAUGCGAAGAAUUCAACCAGCUCGGCGCUACAGCAACCUCAGCUCAGAGAUCCGAUGCCUGGCGCAGAAUCGUCUGUCACAAUGUCGAGGGCGACGGGACACCUUACAUCAAGAGCCCUAUCACCAUGGAAUACGAACUUCGCGUUUACAUUGCCCCUGGCACCUUCAUCAACCACAAUUGUACCAUUCUGGACACGCCUGUUGCGGACAUACGCAUCGGAACGAAGUGCACAAUCGGUCCUCAUGUCAGCAUCUAUGGCGUAUCACACAGUCUGAACCCAGAUGAAACAGGACGCCGAGCCAUCUUCGGGAAGCCCGUCACCAUAGGUGACGCUGUUUGGAUCGGUGGAAGAGCCAUCAUCUUAGCUGGAGUUCAAAUCGGCUCACGCUCGACAAUUGCUGCGGGCAGCGUGGUUCGUAGCGACAUUCCUUCCGACUGCAUCGCUGCUGGAGUUCCUGCGAAAGUCAUACGCUUCAUCCGACCUGAUGAAACGCACGACGCACUGUAUGCAGGGUCACUUGAGGAAGCUCUGGAGAUUCGCUUUACACACGAUGCUGAUCGCGUUGCUCACAUACGCUGA